AUGGUGAAAAUUUUCCAUGCUCAUCGCAUCGCUCGAGCUAGAUGCCUACUUAUGAACGUGCAGCGUAGGCAUCCGAUAAGGUCAGGCAGGUCGUUGGUGGUCAUGACGCAGCAGCAGGUAGCUAUUCACAGGUCGCGGUUUGUGCGCUACACACCGGGGAACAUCACGGCGCUGGCGUUCUCGCACAGGUCGACUGAGAAACUCACUCCGAGCGACUUGCGGCUAGCGGUGGGCAGGGCCGACGGCAGCAUCGAAGUGUGGAACCCCCGCGACAACUGGUUCCAGGAGAUGGUGGUGCAGGGUGGCCGGGAACGGACGAUCGAGGGCCUGUGCUGGAGUAACACGCCCGGCGGACCGUUGCGACUUUUCAGUAUCGGAGGAUCGACGAUAGUGACGGAGUGGGAUUUGGCGAGCGGGCUGCCGCUGCGGAACUACGACUGCAAUGCAGGCGUAAUCUGGUCUCUGUGUGUCAACAGCUCAAACACGAAGCUGGCGGUGGGGUGCGACAACGGGACGGUGGUGCUGAUCGACAUUUCCGGCGGCCGCGGCGUGAUGGAGCAUGACUCGAUUCUGACACGGCAGGACGCGCGAGUGCUUGCACUCACGUGGGUAGGCGAUGAUGCAGUAGUAGGAGGCUGCUCUGAUGGUCGUAUCCGGAUUUGGUGCGUGAAAGAAGACGACCAGAACCGGGGCCGUCUUUUGCACACGAUGAAGGUCGACAAAUCAAAGAAGGAAUCAACACUGGUGUGGUCUCUGCAAUACUUACCGCGUACAAACCAAAUUGUAUCCGGAGACUCCACCGGCGCUGUUAAGUUCUGGGACUUUCAUUAUGCGACAUUAAUGCAAACUUUCAAGGUGCACCAGGCAGACGUGCUGUGUCUCGCAACCGAUAUCACAAACACAAAGGUUUUCAGUGCUGGUGUGGACCGCAAAAUCUACCAGUUUCUUCACAGCGGCACCGGAUCUGGAUCUAAAUGGACGCCCAGCGCCAACCGGCUAUUCCACGCCAAUGACGUUAGGUGCAUGGCCUCUUACCAAUCGAAAGGCUGUGAUUUUCUAAUAUCUGGUGGUGUUGAGAAGGCCCUUGUGAUCAGCUCCCUGAGCUCCUUCUCCGACGGGUCAUACAGGAAGAUGCCGGUUAUUGCACCCUUCCACAAGAACGUGAUUGUAAACCAAGCACAGCGGCUGGUUGUUGCAUGGCAAGAUUCGACGAUUAGGAUAUGGAAAAUAGGCGAGGAUCUGAACACCGAGAAAAACUACCAAUUAAUGGCGAAGCUAGUAUUAAAGGAGGAGCAAAAUAUCUCCGCAUGCGCCAUGUCGCCCAAUGGCGAGGUGCUUGCUGUGGGCUGGCCCUCUACUACGAAAGUUUUCCAUAUUCGGCCUACUGACACCAAGUAUCAGAUCACUAAGCUCGACAAUGAUUUCCUAUUGAAAACUGGUUGCAGACUCGUGCAAUUUGUUGACGAUUCAAACCUCAUCAUGUGUUCAAAUGAGGACAAUCUCUUCUACCUCGAUCUGGAGGCGGAAGACGAUGAAAAUGCUGAGUUACUUGAAUUACCAGACAUUCAGCAAACGAAGUCCAGCCUCAAACUUCCUUACAUCAACACCGUUAACCACAUAUUUACAAAUAAUGAUAACCAGCUUGUCGUUUCCAGAGUAUGUGGUGCAGUUGAUAUUAUUGACCUCGCAACAAAAACGGCUAGGCCAUUGGUACGCUUGAUGAACUUUGUUACUGCCAUCAAUUUCACGGGUAGAAACACAAUUAUGCUGGUCACAUCCGAGAAUAAUAUAUAUGAGUUUAACCUAGCAUCAGAUGAAGGAGUCCUUACAGCAUGGUGCAAGAGUAAUGCAGAGAACUUACCGCUGCAAUUCACAAACCAAAAGGAUAAAUGUCUCGGAAUAUUCUCAGAUCUGGAGAACACAAAAAAGGUGUGGCUAUGGGGGUUGUCAUGGCUUGCAAGCUUAAAUCUGGCUGUCGAUCUUCCUGUGAAUAAGAGGAGGAAACUUAAGAAGCGUUCCCGUGACGGCCUAACGAUCGAAGAUGAGAGCAGCUUUAUUAACGGCAAUUCUGGAGAUGAGGAUGAGGAAGAUGAGAUAGAUAUAGCGGACGACUUUUUUGUCAAGAACCAGGUGAACAAAUCUGCCUCAAACGCAAGCAUGAACUCCAAGGAUAAGUCUGCAUUUUUUAUUACGGACAAAUACCGUCCGAUAUUUUAUGCUGAAAAGCUCUCCAAGACAGAGCUGGUAAUUAUAGAAAGACCCGCAUUUACGGUACCUCAACCACCUGCAUUUGAACAGCCUAGAUUGAGGUUUUGA
Messenger RNA from Eremothecium gossypii ATCC 10895, 2316 nucleotides. RefSeq names its product small subunit rRNA maturation protein UTP4 (gene UTP4). Gene Ontology annotation, cellular component: t-UTP complex; small-subunit processome; 90S preribosome. Gene Ontology annotation, biological process: maturation of SSU-rRNA from tricistronic rRNA transcript (SSU-rRNA, 5.8S rRNA, LSU-rRNA). The transcript has a single exon. Gene Ontology annotation, molecular function: RNA binding; protein binding. The record is from RefSeq and is marked provisional. Bases 1 to 2316 code for a protein of 771 amino acids. NCBI's taxonomy places the organism in Eukaryota, Fungi, Ascomycota, Saccharomycetes, Saccharomycetales, Saccharomycetaceae.